Molecule: messenger RNA, 615 nt
Organism: Lachancea thermotolerans CBS 6340
Lineage: Eukaryota; Fungi; Ascomycota; Saccharomycetes; Saccharomycetales; Saccharomycetaceae
Gene: RAD10
Product: DNA repair protein RAD10
Exons: 1
Coding region: 1-615 (204 amino acids)
Biological process (GO): nucleotide-excision repair; UV-damage excision repair; mitotic recombination
Cellular component (GO): ERCC4-ERCC1 complex; nucleus; nucleotide-excision repair factor 1 complex
Molecular function (GO): damaged DNA binding; single-stranded DNA binding
Source: RefSeq, a predicted model, not a curated record
AUGAGCGAAGGUGCCACGACCUCCUUCGAGAGCAUCCUUGCUGGGGUCCAACGGCUGAGGGAAGGCAAAGCUCAAGCCAAAGAUGUGCAAGUUCAGCCCCAGGCUGAAAGGAAACCCCCAGAGGUUAGGGAAACUCAAAAAAGGGAACUGAUAAUUAACGCUUUUAACCAAAGGAAGCAGGACUUUAACCGCAACGAGCCAUCGGAAGUCGAAGACCGCAAGAGAAAGUGGGGCAACGCUUCAGCUCAGGGCAAAACUGUCUUGGUAAGUUCCUCGCAGAGAGGAAACCCCCUUUUAAGCAGCAUGGCAAACACUAACUGGCGGUACGUUUCCUCUACAGGCGGAAACAAGGUCUACUACGACUAUUGUGUACAGGGGCGCAACAUUAUAUUUCUUUCUCUAAAGUAUCAUAAGCUACACCCGGAAUAUAUCUCAAAGAAGAUCCAGCCCCUCGUCAAAAAUAAAAACAAUAUCCUAAUUUGCGUAGUGGAUGUGGAAAAUUCCGAGAACAUUUUGAAAGAUCUCAACAAAGCUUGUAUGUUCAAUGGUUUCGCUUUGCUGCUAGCCUUCAAUUUCGAGCAAGCCGCCAAAUACAUUAUUUUCAUGAACAAGUGA